Messenger RNA from Linum tenue, 877 nucleotides. NCBI's taxonomy places the organism in Eukaryota, Viridiplantae, Streptophyta, Magnoliopsida, Malpighiales, Linaceae. The record is from the annotation of a GenBank genome assembly.
AUGGGGAAGACGGUGGCUCUCAGGUCUCUAUAUCGUGCAGCUUCUCAUAGAUCUUCGAUAGGCUUGUCAUCUGUCGCCGGCAACCAGCUUCUUCACCAUCAAUCAGCUCCUCGAUCCCUGUUCACUCUCUCUUCCGCCACCGCUUGCUUGUUGUUAGGUUCCCGGUCCCAUUUGGCUAUCAGCAUUGGUAGUAAAAGGUCUUAUAGUGAGGAUGUAGCACACUUGCCCGAGAUUAAGGACCCUGAUGUCUUAUGUGCUUUCAAGGACUUGAUGACUGCAAGUUGGGAUGAACUUGAUGCGACAGUCGUCCAUGAUGUAAAGAAUGCUCUGUCCAAGAACACUAAUGACAAAUCCGGUCAAGAGAUACUGAAGAAUAUUUUUCGGUCAUCUAAAGCUGUCGAAGAAUUCAGUGGGAUGGUCAUAUCUCUAAAGAUGGAGCUAGAUGACAGCAUUGGGAUGACCGGCGAGGAUGUACAACCGCUAACCGAUGAUUAUGCAAAGGGAAUCCGCAUGUUUUUUGAAUGGUACUCUGCGUAUUUGGAGUCAUUUGGACCUGAUGAUGCCUAUCUAAGAAAGAAAGUAGAGAUGGAAUUGGGUUCAAAGAUGAUAUUUUUGAAGAUGAGAUGUGCUGGCCUCGGAUCAGAGUGGGGCAAGGUGACCCUGAUUGGUACUUCUGGACUUGCUGGAUCUUAUGUUGAACAAAGAGCUUAAAGUCCCGGAAUCUGUGAUCCAAUUAGGCUUAGUUGCAAAAGUUUUUUUAGCUUGGAAUCUGUGUUUGUCGAUGGUUUCUAUCAAGUUGCUGAUCUUGGAAACCUUUUAAAUUGGAGUUCGAUUGUAGUUCAAUAAAAGCUUAGCUAUUUCAAGAUUUGCAUUGAUG